This is a messenger RNA of Tuber aestivum (summer truffle), 2134 nucleotides long. NCBI's taxonomy places the organism in Eukaryota, Fungi, Ascomycota, Pezizomycetes, Pezizales, Tuberaceae. The record is from the annotation of a GenBank genome assembly.
AUGGCUGUGGCAACUAGGCCUGGAAUUGUGUUUGAUCUGCAGGCUGCCGGGGCGGGGGGUGUCGCCGGUGGCGGUAGCAGUGGCGGCGCAAGGGUUGGGCGGCUCGCUGCUGCUGGCGGCGGGGUUAGCUUUGAUACUCCGAGCUUCGUCGCGCAGACUUCCCGAGGUGCCGUUCCGCACCUUUCUGGGGAUAACCUGAGGGAUCAUACGGAUGUUAGGGUUGUCUAUGUCGCUUUGGAGGAUUGUGGGUUUUUCCCUCUCUCCCAUUCCUUUGGUUUUGGCAGUGGGUUAAUCAAUGGGUGAAUACGGUAGUCGUUGAAAAGUCCCAUCCUAAUGUACCGGUGUAUAAUUAUCCCUCGACGCUGCGAAAUUUCAUCUCACACCCCCCGAACUCGCUUUUGGUACUUGCGCCUCGGAGGUCGCCGCCCGUUACCACUGCUACCCCGAACACGGAUGCUUCCAUCGCGAUUCUAACAUCCGUGGGCUUUCGCGCGUUGAAAGUGGAAGACUACUUCAAUGCUGUAUCCAACCUGCGACCCGAUAUCGCCAUUUCCCCGCCGGAUAUACCGCACCAGGAACCGGGAAAGAUUCGUAGGCCGAAGAUGGUUUUCCGGACAGAGUUAUGGCUAGGAGAGCUUAUCAACCGGAAUACAUCCAAUACACCUAUAUUCGCACCGGUAUUACCGUUAGAUAUUGAGCAGCAGAGCUACUACCUGAACUAUCUGAAGGAGCAUAUUUCCUCACUAUCGGGGCUCGCGCUAUAUGACGCCCGCUUGGCAGUGGAUUUGCCUCACGAUUUGGAGGGAUUGCCAAGGUUAAGUCUCGACGAGGCACUGACCCCGCACAAAGUUCUACAGCAGGUCAGCUGGGGGGUAGAUGUGCUCAACCUGUCGUUCCUAACACAGAUGACGGACGCUGGCAUCUCAUUGAUAUUCCAAUUCCCUGGGGAAGUCGGCGGGAAGAAGGAAGCUCUAGGCGCUGACCUCUGGAACAAGGAAUAUGGAGCAAGUCUGGAGCCCCUAGCAGUGGGGUGCAAAUGCUACUCAUGCAGGAAACAUCACAGGGCUUAUGUUCAGCAUUUACUCACGGCAAAGGAAAUGACGGCUUGGGUGCUUUUGCAAAUGUCUGUUCUGUCCCCCCCCCCCUCUCUAAAUGUGGGCAAUUGAUUCUCACCAACAGAGUCCCAGUCACAAUGCCAAGAUCGUAAGUGACUUCUUCACCACCAUCCGUGAGAGCAUCGCCCGGGGCACUUUCGAAGAAGAUUGCAAGAUCUUCGCAGAAGCCUACGCGAAGGAGUUCCCGGAGAAGACUGGGCACGGACCUAGGUGCCGCUUACCUUCCCUUAAUCCGCGAAACGCUCCGCUGAUACGGAACAGAUUACGCGGCUAUCAAUUCAAGUCUGAAGGCGGAGCAGUCAAAAAGAAUGUAAAAGCCUUCAAUAAACUUGGGGGCGACAAGAAGGAGGCAUUAGAGGAGCCCGAAACUCCGCCCGACAUCGACACAGAGGAGUUAGUGCAAGGCGGGCUUGCAGAGAUAUCGAGCGGAUAGACUUUUUCCCAUUUUUUUUCCCCCUUCCCACAGAAGCACAUAAUCGAGAAGCAUAACAUUUCACGGACAAUUAGACCGGGGAUCCCCCCAGCAAGCCACGGUGUCUCCCAUCAAGUGAACCACAACAAACCGAUCUCAAACCCCCUAGAACCCCACCGAAGGUGUCACCUGACAGGAAACCCAGUUAAUCCACGGCACAGCCAGAACAAGUAUGAUGCAAAUCCGAAUGCCCACCCACACUCACCCACUCCCCCCAAUGUGCGCCCUGUAGAGCAGAGCAGAGAAGAGCAAGCCCAACCAAUACUCACCGAUGCUUGCUUGCUUACCUAUGAUACCCACUCACCGUACCACUUUUGACGCAAAAAAAAAAGAAAAGAACAGAACAGAAGAGAAAAGAAAGUAUUUUCCGAGUGACAGCCGAUGACACCGCCCGGUACAAAAUCCGAGACAUCCCGAGGUCAGCACCACCCCACCAACAAAACCCGGUAGAACAUGUCCACGAGCAAGACACGACAGAACUGACACAUGCCGCAGGCGCAUCUCCUUGCAAAUUCAAUGUACCAUAAUCACCGCUAUCCAUCCAUCC